Ficedula albicollis (Collared flycatcher) is the source of this 1826-nucleotide messenger RNA. It is a transcript of the gene CAMK2B, whose product is annotated as calcium/calmodulin dependent protein kinase II beta. Gene Ontology annotation, biological process: protein phosphorylation. The coding region runs from base 1 to 1647 and encodes 548 amino acids. Gene Ontology annotation, cellular component: cytoplasm; neuron projection. The transcript is spliced from 20 exons. Lineage: Eukaryota; Metazoa; Chordata; Aves; Passeriformes; Muscicapidae. Gene Ontology annotation, molecular function: ATP binding; calcium/calmodulin-dependent protein kinase activity; calmodulin binding. The record is from RefSeq and is a predicted model, not a curated record.
AUGCAUGGCACCGAGUUCCCCCUCCAGCCUCUUUCCCCCAGCCACCCUCGGGUGCCCCCCCAGUGCACCCAUAGCAGGGGUCCUCCCUCCCCACCCCGUGCUGGGGUUCACCCCCCUGGUGCUGAGUCACUGCGGGUGCAGCCCCCUGACCUCGGGGGAGCUUUCUCGGUCGUCCGGCGCUGCGUCAAGCUCUGCACUGGCCAUGAGUACGCUGCUAAGAUCAUCAACACCAAAAAGCUCUCAGCCAGAGACCACCAGAAGCUGGAGCGCGAGGCGCGCAUCUGCCGGCUGCUCAAGCACUCCAACAUCGUGCGGCUCCACGACAGCAUCUCUGAGGAGGGGUUUCAUUACCUCGUCUUUGACCUGGUGACAGGUGGUGAGCUCUUUGAGGACAUAGUGGCGCGGGAGUACUACAGUGAGGCUGAUGCCAGCCACUGCAUCCAGCAGAUCCUGGAGGCUGUCCUGCACUGUCACCAGAUGGGGGUGGUCCACAGGGACCUCAAGCCGGAGAACCUGCUCCUGGCCAGCAAGUGCAAAGGGGCAGCGGUGAAGCUGGCGGACUUUGGCCUUGCCAUCGAGGUGCAGGGGGAUCAGCAGGCCUGGUUCGGAUUUGCAGGCACACCUGGCUAUCUGUCCCCUGAGGUCCUGCGCAAAGAGGCCUACGGCAAACCGGUGGACAUCUGGGCAUGUGGGGUCAUCCUGUACAUCCUGCUGGUGGGCUACCCGCCGUUCUGGGACGAGGACCAGCACAAACUCUACCAACAAAUCAAGGCCGGGGCCUACGAUUUCCCUUCACCUGAGUGGGACACAGUCACCCCCGAAGCGAAGAACCUCAUCAAUCAGAUGCUGACCAUCAACCCCGCCAAGCGCAUCACAGCCCACGAGGCCCUCAAGCACCCGUGGGUCUGCCAACGCUCCACCGUGGCCUCCAUGAUGCACAGGCAGGAGACAGUGGAGUGCUUGAAAAAGUUCAAUGCCCGGAGGAAGCUCAAGGGUGCCAUCCUCACCACCAUGUUGGCCACCAGGAACUUUUCAGCAGCUAAGAGCUUACUGAACAAGAAGGCGGACGGCGUGAAGCCCCAGACCAACAGCACCAAAGGCAGUGCGGGCGUCACCAGCCCCAAGGGGACUCUCCCGCCCACCGCUCUGGAGCCUCAAACUACUGUAAUUCAUAACCCCGCGGACGGCACCAAGGAGUCCUCCGACAGCACCAACACCACCAUCGAGGACGAGGACACCAAAGCCCGCAAGCAGGAGAUCAUCAAGAUCACGGAGCAGCUCAUCGAGGCCGUCAACAACGGCGACUUCGAGGCCUACGCGAAGAUCUGCGACCCGGGGCUCACCUCCUUUGAGCCCGAGGCACUGGGCAACCUGGUGGAGGGGAUGGAUUUCCACCGCUUCUACUUUGAGAACUUGCUCUCCAAGAACAACAAGCCGAUCCACACCACCAUCCUGAACCCGCACGUGCACGUCAUCGGGGAGGACGCCGCCUGCAUCGCCUACAUCCGCCUCACCCAGUACAUCGACGCGCAGGGCCGGCCCCGCACCAGCCAGUCCGAGGAGACCCGCGUGUGGCACCGCCGCGACGGCAAGUGGCAGAACGUCCACUUCCACGGCUCGGGGGCGCCCGUCGCCCCGCUGCAGUGAAGAGCUUGCGGUGGCUGUCCUGGUUCCAGCCCGAUGGAGACGGCGAUGGGAGCCCAGGCGGCAGCCGGAGCUGCGGCCCCCCAAGCACGCGUCCGCAUGCCUGUCCCCCCUACCCUGGCCCCUGCUCCGCCCUCCAGUGCCUGUGUUUGCAGAAAACAAAAAGACAAAAAAAAAAACAA